This is a messenger RNA of Physcomitrium patens, 1759 nucleotides long. RefSeq names its product BTB/POZ domain-containing protein At3g56230. The record is from RefSeq and is a predicted model, not a curated record. NCBI's taxonomy places the organism in Eukaryota, Viridiplantae, Streptophyta, Bryopsida, Funariales, Funariaceae. Gene Ontology annotation, molecular function: protein binding.
GGAUCUUGAUCUGUUCGGUGGAAUGAGGAACACCGGCGGACCCUGCAGCAUGGCUAUGGCGAGAGCUGGGGGCUGAGGCGACGCCGGCGCAAUCAUGGCGCUGUCCACGCUUGUGGCGAUGCAUUAUUGCGGGACCGAGCUUGUGAGGAUGGUGUAUUGAUUGCGAGGCACCUAUCGGAUGUCCCAGUGGUUAAUAUGGUACAGGAUCGACGACGGUAGGCAGUUUGGAGUGGCGGAGUGAAGGGCGUGUCGGUGAUGCUCCGGAUACUGGCACGGGAGCGAUUGCAACCGCGAAUUGAGUUUCCUGGCAGCUGAAAUUAUGAGGCUCUGAUUCUCAUUUUUCGUCUGAGUUGUAGGUAUGGUUCCUUCAGGGGAACGGAGUGUUCAAGAAGAGGGGAAGGGUGAGAAAUAAAGGCAGGAUUUGUGGUGUAGAGACCGACUUAGAGGUGGAGAUGAUGGUGAAGGUCUGCUGCACGUUGGACGAUGGGAAGCAGGUAUUGGAUUGGACAAAACUUUCCGUGAUCGCACUCACUUGUUAAGCCAUUGAAGAAGUUCAAGAGUUCCAGAAUUGCACAUUUCAGAACAGCUGCUGCAGCGCACCGUGGAGGAGGAGGGGGGGAAAUAAUUAUAGAAAAUAGAAAAUUAUAGAAAUAGAGGUAUGCAAUGGAUUGCUGCUUGUGUUCCUCUUUAGGGAACUCCUAUCGGCCUCCACGCAACAGUUUGUGCUUGGCAUGCUAUGAAUGUGCGAAGUCAAUUAUUGAUCUCUGUCAGAAGUUGGAGGAACAGUCGCGCGAUGAUGUUGAAGAUGGGGACAAAGCGAGGCAAGUACCUUCUCACGGGCUGCAGUAUGCAUAUAACCAGAUUAAGCAGCUGGAGCAGAUGGAAGAAAAUGUAAGUGAGAAGCUUGAGUUUCUUGAGUCACUUGUAGAGGCUUUCCAAAAGGGGAUGCAUACUGAUGUCGAAUUGAUUACGAAAGAUGGUGUCUCCAUCCAUGCCCACCGCGUUGUCAUGGCAACAAAGUCAUCUGUAUUCAGAGCAAUGUUCGAAUCAGAUGAAUUGAAGGAACCACACAAGGGAGCUGUUUACAUACAGGAGUUGACUCAUGAUGAACUGCGGUACCUUCUUGAAUUCUUGUACUGUGCUGAAAUUCCCCAUGACGCCAUGGCGAAGCAUGGUCGUGCGCUCUUGAUAGCAGCUGAUAAGUACGACAUACCAGUACUGAGCAAGGUUUGUGAAGCUUUCAUCUGUCUUACAGUGUCUUCAUCUAAUGUUCUGGAGGUUCUGGAGUUGGCAACUCUCACUCAUGCUACUUCCUUGAAGGAGACAGCCCUGAAUGUGAUUCUAGAGAGCUAUGAGGACGUGGUCUUCUCAAAAGAGUAUGAAGACUUCGCCAUGCAGAACGCUCUUCUAUCAGUGGAAAUAACCAAGGCCCUUAUAAAGGACCUUAAGAAGUAGAUCGUGAUAUUUUUAAGAUUGUAAUAUUUAUUCACAGAUGAUACCCUCAGGUCGAUCCCAUCUGAACGGCGUAACAUAGCGAAUGGAGAGUAGCACAGAGGGGUGAACUGGCAAAACAGAACCCCAUGUAUAGAUAAAUACACAACGACGCAAUGGGUGCCUCGGAUUGACUCUCUUGCUAACGUAGCCCACAUAGGAGUUCAAGUUUUAAAACUGUGUGACAGAAAAUUUAUGGAUCUUCUUCAUUAUGAAAUGCAAUGGAGGUGGCUGCAUUCAAAGAAUGCCUAUUCUGCUUUUGAAUUCC